AUGUAUAUCCAGGCACUCAAGAGAUGUAAGGUUUCUCAACCACUCUGGAAGAGCCUCCAUUCCGUCAAAGGAUUCCACUUUGAAAAAUGUUGGAGAAGGAAUGAAUCGAGCUCCUUCCAAAAUCCACCGAUUUCCAAUGUCUUCAAGUGGGUGAGGCAGGAUGUUAUUGCUAACCCACUGGGUAGACUUUUCAAUCCAUCGCAACAGCAUAUCUCCAAUUCAUGGAGGUUUGUGAGGUUGUCUAAACUUGUAAUAGAUUCUACAUUCGGCAACUUGCUUAUUCUCAACACCUCAAGAGAAGAACACGAUUCUAGCCUUAUUGGCAAACUUGUCAAUCCAUGGGAAUCUUCGAUUCUCAAUUCACGAAGGCAUGUGAAGCCAAGUAAACUUGGAACAUACUCUGGACUCAUGCUGCAACCAAAUAUAGACAACUUUCGGAGGGAUGAGAGGCUAUGA
Prunus armeniaca (apricot) is the source of this 456-nucleotide messenger RNA. The record is from the annotation of a GenBank genome assembly. Lineage: Eukaryota; Viridiplantae; Streptophyta; Magnoliopsida; Rosales; Rosaceae.